This is a messenger RNA of Achroia grisella, 2998 nucleotides long. RefSeq names its product U2 snRNP-associated SURP motif-containing protein. Gene Ontology annotation, cellular component: nucleus. The transcript has 18 exons. The record is from RefSeq and is a predicted model, not a curated record. Gene Ontology annotation, biological process: RNA processing. Gene Ontology annotation, molecular function: RNA binding. Lineage: Eukaryota; Metazoa; Arthropoda; Insecta; Lepidoptera; Pyralidae. The coding region runs from base 242 to 2965 and encodes 907 amino acids.
UCCUGUACGCGUAUUCUUUUGAGGUUACUUUAUUAUUAUGUUUUUCAUUUUAAUUAAAUAUUAAUACAUUAUUAUAGUAAUUAUGUGAAUAUAUUCAAAAUUUUCUGAUAUUCAGGACAUUAACUGCUACAAGUGCUGGUAUGAAUACAUAGAAUGCGCACUAUUUAAGCAAAAUAGCUUCGGCCUCUGAAUUUGGGCAUAAUUCAUUAGUUACCGACGCUUUAGCUCUUUUGCAGCAAAAAUGGGCACAAGAGGAUUAUCAAAAAAAGAAUUGGAGGAACUAAGAAAGAAGGAAGAGGAAGAAGCGGCGGCACAUGUCUUCAAAGAAUUUGUGGAGACGUUUCAAGAAGUACCCAGCAGUACUUCUAAAGUGUGGGUCAAGGCAGGCACUUAUGAUGCAGGAGCUAGAAAGGAAGACACUUCAGAGCGAGGCAAAUUAUACAAGCCUGUGUCACGUUUGGAGGAGAAGCGUGGCGGAUCUGAAGCUGAUAUGAUGAGAAAUCUCGCACAGCGACCAGAUCCUCCCGGGAGGCCGCGCUCCAAACAGAAGGGACAAGACAAGAAGAAAAGUAACCUGGAAUUAUUUAAGGAAGAACUACGACAGAUACAAGAGGAGCGUUCAGAACGUCACAAGUACAAGAAUGUGUUGCGCGAGCGCGGCGUGGUGGGCGUGGAGCCUGUGGUGGACGUGAUGCCCGACGUGGGCUCCUACGACACUGGUGACCCCAACACUACCAACCUAUAUUUAGGCAAUUUGAAUCCAAAGAUAACAGAACAGCAGCUGAUGGAGAUAUUCGGCCGCUAUGGUCCUCUGGCCAGCAUCAAGAUAAUGUGGCCGCGCUCAGACGAGGAGAAGGCGCGCGGACGGAACUGUGGAUUCGUCGCCUUCAUGUCUCGCAAGGACGGGGAGCGGGCGCUCAGGUGUAUAAACGGUAAAGAGAUAAUGAAUUACGAAAUGAAAUUGGGAUGGGGGAAGGCGGUGGUGAUACCCCCCGUGCCGAUUUACAUUCCACCGGCUCUACAGCAACCUAGCAAGCCGCCACCUCCCUCCGGACUACCGUUCAACGCGCAGCCCCCCAAACAUCUCAUCAACAGGAUUCCGCGUAUUCGGCCUGGUGAAUAUUAUCCUAGUGAUCCUGAAGAUCAGCAGGCUUAUGAACAGAUAUUAUCUCAGUCUAUUGUCAGAGUCGUAGUACCAACAGAAAGAAACAUAUUGAUGCUGAUCCACCGCAUGGUGGAGUUCGUGAUUCGUGAGGGACCGAUGUUCGAGGCGAUCAUCAUGAAUAAGGAGAUGAACAACCCGUUCUUCCGCUUCCUGUUCGAGAAUCAGUCGCCGGCGCACGUGUAUUACCGAUGGAAGCUGUUCUCCAUGCUGCAGGGUGACUCGCCCAAACAGUGGUCCUUGGAAGAUUUUAGGAUGUUUAAAGGUGGUUCUGUUUGGAGGCCGCCGGUGAUGAAUCUGUACACGGCGGGCAUGCCCGACGAACUCGUCGAGGAAGAGGACGCCAAGGAUAAUAUACGGGGCACGCUCUCCAACAAUCAGCGCGACCGGCUGGAGGAGCUGGUGCGGGGGCUGACGCCGGCGCGGGGCAGCGUGGCGGCCGCCAUGGCGUGGUGCCUCGAGCACGCGGAGGCGGCGCCCGAGGUGGCCGCCUGCCUCGCCGAGGCGCUCGCCGGCCCGCACACCGCGCCGCCGCGCCGCGUCGCGCGCCUCUACCUGCUCUCCGACAUCCUGCACAACGCCGGCGCCAAGCUCACGCACGCCAGCGCCUACCGCGCCGCGUUCCAGCAGCGCCUGGUGGAGAUCAUGCGCGCGUGUCACUUGGCGUACACGCAGAUGCCAUCGCGGCUGCAGCAGGAAGGCUUCCGCGCUCGCGUCACACGCAUCCUACAGGCCUGGGCCGAUUGGGCCGUGUACCCCACUGAUUUCCUCAUGCAUAUUAACGACGUAUUUCUCGGCAUCGAUAAGGAGGAGCCCGUACCGGCGGAAGGUGGAGACGGACCAGAGGGGGAGGCGGGGGAGGGCUCGGCUGCGGCGUCCCCCGCACGCUCGUCCUCCUCCGAGUCGUGGGAGGGCGGCGCGCUAGACGGCGCCGCACUACGACGCCUGGCCGCCGAACGUCGCCACGCGCCUCCUGCCCGCCCCUCGCAGCCGCCCGCCCAACACGCGCCGCCCACCCCGGUGGCCGCCCACGACACCGACAUCGACGGCGUGCCAGUGGACGAGGACAUAGACGGCGUGCCGCUGGAGGGCGAGGCGGAGGUAGAGGGCGGCGCGGGCGCGGGCGGCGGCGGCGCGUUCGUGCCGUCCCGCUGGGAGAGCGUGGAGCCGGAGCCGGAGCCCGAGCCCGCGCCGCAGUGGGCGCCGCCCUCCACGCCGCCGCGGGACCCGCCCGCCCACCGCCAGCCGCCCGCGCCGCCGCCCCUCGCCGACUCCGAGGAGCUGUCCCUAAAGCGGGAGACUCUGCGCGAGAUCGAAGUACGCGUGCUGAAGUACGCCGACGAGCUGGAGGCGGGAGUGCGCGCGCGGCGGCCCGGGCUCGCCGCGCACCAGCAGCUACACCACUAUCGCCGCAAGCUCAUACGGAAGGCGGCUCGUGAAGCGAAGGAGGCUUUAGAAGAAGCCAGAGAGUCCCCGGAGCCGCGGCGACGUUCGCCAGAUGAGGAUACAUACUCUACAACAUCUUCAAAGAAAUCAAAGAAGUCACGUGAACCAUCGUUAUCUCCGCCACCUAAACGAUCGCGAUAUGUAGAUCGAAAAUCACGGUCACGUUCAAGAUCUCGAGAAAGAGACAGGGAACGCGAUCGUUCACGUGAGAGAGAACGAGAACGGGAACGGGAACGAGAAAAAGAAAGGGAGAGGGAUCGUGAGAGAGAAAGAGAACGAAGACGUGCACGUUCGCCGGCCACGCCCCCAGGUCACCAUCACAGAAAACACAGUAAACACGCCAAGUACAAGUACUAGCAGAGUGGAGUCUUAUGUCGCUUUAAUGUAAAU